AUGCUCUCGGGUUUAGUCGACAUAUCGGAGUGCGAGAUCCCACAUUCUAAGCUCCACAAACCGUUAGGACGAGCGCGGUUUUCCCUCGGUAUCAUUGAUCACCUCGUGCAACAAGUCGCAGCCAGCUCCACUCAGGAUUCCAAGCAAGAUAUUCUAACGAGAGCCGUCGAUAAAAGGAUCGAGGAUUUGAAGCUUGAUCUUCGGGGUGGAGCGCACGCUAUCCUCGAGAGCGACCGUACAGGCGAGGCGUCACGACUUCUCUGUCGGAUGGUCUUGGCCAACCAUCGCCAAGAACCCAAGAUAUCGUUCUCGAGCAAAGAGCAGUCGGACUUUGUGGAGCAAGCCUUGUGCAGACUACACCCACAUCCUGACGGCGUCCACCUGAUCAUGGAUGAGCCCUUGGUGGUUGAGGCGGUGGAGGAGGAACUGAAGUCUUCGGGCAAGGAUCCUACGUUCAUCGAGUACAUGGAUCAGCUGAACCAGCUCAUAGAAAACCUUGGUGCGUCGACACACACAAAUGGAGAAGCUCUGGAGAUGCUUGUCCGUCGAUCGCUUCAGCGCUUCAACGGUGCCCUAGUGGCGAACCUUCCUUUCCUGAAAGGCAUCCCCUUGCCCACAUGGUGCGGCAAGGUCCUGUUUCAGAUUGACCAAAUCAACACAGCCAGUGGAUUUGGAUACAAGGGCAGUGGCGUGGCCGCCGAUCUCGCCUUCCUCAUUGACCGUCCUCCGUGCAAGAUGCUUGUUGCCCAGUCUGGUACACGUCCGGAUGGAGUCUGGUUUUUCCCUGACAAACGGUACGCCGGCUCUCUCGCGAUCAAGUUUUACAGCAACCGUGUGCCUCUGGACAAGCACAAGGAGAACGAGACCUCCAGCAAUGUUCGAGCGUGUUUCUUGAAGGUGGACGGUGACACGCUGAACACAACCUUGGAAGCCACUCGACUUGCUUAUGUGAAUGCAGGCGUCCCCUCCAACGUUAAAGGAACUUUGCGCAUUCACUUGGAGUUUCCGCAUGUCCAAGGAUUGAUGCCAUUCACCCACGUCAGGAAGGAUCCGAAGACUGGCGCUGAAGAUGUGAUGGUGUACACCAACUGUGGGAACAUGGACAGCUUUUUCGACGAGGCUAUCGAAGCACACAGGUUCGAUAUGAUCAAGCUGAAGAACCUGAUCAAGUAUGUCUCCGCCUCAUAA
Molecule: messenger RNA, 1188 nt
Organism: Linnemannia hyalina
Lineage: Eukaryota; Fungi; Mortierellomycota; Mortierellomycetes; Mortierellales; Mortierellaceae
Source: the annotation of a GenBank genome assembly